Messenger RNA from Engraulis encrasicolus (European anchovy), 835 nucleotides. RefSeq names its product complement C1q tumor necrosis factor-related protein 3-like. The record is from RefSeq and is a predicted model, not a curated record. Lineage: Eukaryota; Metazoa; Chordata; Actinopteri; Clupeiformes; Engraulidae. The coding region runs from base 40 to 738 and encodes 232 amino acids. The transcript is spliced from 4 exons. Gene Ontology annotation, molecular function: protein binding.
GUCAUUCCCAGUCAGUCAGGGCUGCCUUUGCUAUUGAAGAUGGUGUCCAAAGCAAUGAUUCUUGUGCUGCUGGUCUCUGUGCUAGGAGCACAUGCACAUGCACAGGCACCACCGCCUGAAGAAUUAAAUUUCGAAAAGCUCUGGAGAGAAAUUCAAGGCAUGAAGGCCCAGAUAGCUGUUUUGGAGCAACAGAACAAAGAUCUGCAGUCACGAGCACAUGCACAGGCACCACCACCUGAAGACCUCAGUAUCGAAAAGCUCUGGAGAGAAUUUCAAGACAUGAAGGCCCAGAUGGCUGUUUUGGAGCAACAGAACAAAGAUCUGCUGUCACAGAAAAAGGUGGCUUUCUCAGCCUCGUUGCUAUCAACUGGUCAGGGUAACACCUAUGCAAAUGAUGGAAACCUCAUCUACAAAAAAGUCUACACAAACGUUGGGGAAGGCUACAAUUCUGACACAGGUGUUUUCACAGCACCAGUGAGUGGCGUUUACUUCUUCCGCUUCUAUGCCCACUGCCAUACUGGCAACAAGAUGGCAGUCUCCCUGUACAAGGGGACCAAGGUGCAGUGCUCUGUGUUCUCUGAGCGGCCCAUCACCAAUGGCAACGCUGCCAACGCGGUGGUGCUAACUCUGGAGAAAGGAGAGGAGGUGUACACUCGCCUGUGGCCGGGGACCUGGGUGUAUGACGACGAAAGUAGCUACACCAGUUUCACCGGCUUCCUGCUCUUUGAAGGACAUUGAGGCUGGGAUUUAACUACUGCAUCUCAUACCUUCUGAUAGUUGGAAUAUAAAUGAAAUGAACAAAACAAAAAUAAUAAUAAAGGCUUUAUUGACUUUA